UCAUGCAGAGAGAAACUGAGAUGAGAUUGUUUGGAGUAGCGAACGAUCGCAAAAAGGAAGCAGUUCCAGUGGUGCGCUGAAAUCACACGUGUCACUGCAAGUGUGGAUGCGGGAACAAGUGAAAGUGUGCCCACUCUCGCUGACAGACAUACUUUCUCCUCUUCUCGGCUCUCCUUGUGCACCUCCGCCCUUUAUUCCGUGGAGUGGAAGUGCUUUAAUGCCCCUGCUCACCCGUGGAGGAGAACAAGGAGAGAAGAGUGGGGAAGAAGAAGAAGAAGAAGAGGAGGAACAAGAAGUAGUCGUCCCAAGGCCUGGCCAUCACUUUCCCUCGCCUUUUGGAGCUCUGUCCUCUCCCCCUUCCUUGCCCUGCAUGGACGGGGAUGGGGAGAGCCGGAUGCUGCUGCAGCGGGGCUGAGCGCCUCGCCACCCCGUCUCUGGUGCGCCGCCUCCGGCCACUGGUGCUGCUGAUCAUCGCUCUGAUCUCCGCUUCGCGCAUAGGUAAUUGCCAGGUGAUCAGCCCUCAGUGUCGCAUCCAGAAGUGCACCACCGACUUUGUGUCCUUGACCUCUCACCUCACACCGGCUGUGGAUGACUUUCACGUAGAAUUUUGCAAAGCUUUGCGGUCUUACAAGGCCUGCACGCAGAGGACGGCAAAGUCCUGCAGGGGCAACCUGGUUUUCCACUCGGCCGUGCUGGGCAUCUCGGACUUAAUGAGCCAGAGGAACUGCUCCCGAGACGGCCCCACUUCCUCGACGCAACCCGAGGUCUUCCACGAGCCGUGCAACUACUACAGUCGCAUUCAGCAUGCGCACACACACGCCCAUGCGCACGCGCACACUCACAGCCACACUCACGCAAGGCCCGGAUUCCUGUUCUGCGGGCUGUUCGGGGACCCCCACUUGAGGACAUUCAAGGACAGCUUCCAGACUUGCAAGGUGGAGGGGGCGUGGCCUCUCAUCGAUAAUGACUAUCUGUCGGUUCAGGUCACCAACGUUCCAGUGGUCAUGGGCUCCUCUGCCACAGCCACCAAUAAGAUCACGGUUAUCUUCAAGCCCUACGAGGGUUGCACCGACCAAAGGGUCUACCAGGCGGUCACAGACAACCUACCCGCCGCCUUCGACGAUGGUACGGUCAGCAGCGGAGACCCCAUCCACAUCUCCAUGGGGACCGACGGCGCCGCCGGGAAAGUGAGGGCCCUUUGGAUCUCAGAGCGCAGCCCGGGCCACCACAUUGAACUGCACGCGGGCUACAUCGGCGUCACGGUUAUCGUCCGACAGCUUGGUCGCUAUCUGACCCUGGCCGUUCGGAUCCCCGAAGAGCUGGCUCAGGCCUACGAUGCCACUCAGGACCUGCAGCUAUGUCUGAACGGCUGCCCCAGAGUGGAGCGCAUCGAUCAGAGCGGCCAUCUGCCUCUGUCGCCGCCUUCGGUGGGCCUUCAGCUCCAGCAUCUGCACAAGCCCAGAUACUCCUCACAGAUACAGUUAUACUCUCAAAGCGACAGGCAGGCGUUCACUGUGGAAGCUGCUAAGGAGCGCUGCCGGGAGCAGCUGGAGGUUCAGGACAUUUACUUCCACUCCUGUGUGUUUGACCUCCUUACCACAGGGGACGCUAACUUUACCGUGGCAGCAUACAGCGCCCAGAAAGACAUGGAGAGUCUUCAUCCGCACAGAGACAGAUGGAGGAUCUACCCCCGAGGUUCCGCCCCCUCCACCUUCUACUACCCCCAACCUUUGCAACUGCUCACUCUGCUUCUGCUUUGUACACUCAGCUUUGUGUAAAAGUGAUUGUCCUGCAUGUACAUGAAGUGCACCAGAGAGAGUUUUUGCCGGAGCACUGAUACUGGUUCCUCUCUUCACAGGAAGGAUUUACUUAAGCAGAUGUGACACGUGUCAUAGCGGUAUCACUUUUCAUCAUGUUUGGAUCGAAAGCCAAUGACAGUGACUUAAAUGUUGCUCUGUAGGCGAUAAGCGAUGCAUUACCCAAAAUGUAAAUAAUGUUUUGGUCUUUCUAGCACAGCGUAAUCGUGUAGUGUUUUUUUUUUGUUUGUUUUGUUGAUAUUUGGUGUGAUUUCUUUCCCCCGUACCUCAGAAAGAGGAUUUUUGUCUUCAUAGAAGCACUUUAUUUUUUUGCUCAUUCAAAUCCACAUCAGUGUUUCUUACUCACGCUAACGUUGGUAAAUUUUUAGGAAAAUACAUCAAUCUCAAACUAGCUAAUUGUACUCAGAAUAGUGCUUUAAGUAUUAUGUCAUUUGCUAUUUUUUGAAUGUACUAAAAACAUCUGUGUGGACAUGUUUUUCUUCUCCAGUCCCGAUUUCAACAUGUGUGCGUGUCAGUGUUUUUUGAUCCAACUGCCGACUUGCCUGGAUGUGUUUCUAAUUCCUUUGGGAGUCAUUUUAGAGGAUUCUGAUGUCAAGUGCAGUAAAGGGGCUUGUAUUUGUUGCUCAUUGUAAUCUUUGUUGGGUUGAUUUAAGCCAAAGACAAAUGGCCGUUUCUCUUUAUAGAUUAGAAGCAAUUCAAACCAGCACCCCACCCCCACCUGUUUUUUAAUAUGCUACUGUAAAUUAAUAAACUCUUUCUCUUGUUGGAUCUCGGUUAACCCAAGGACUGAAUAUUGGACUAAUCCCUGCAAACCAACAUUUCACCACCAUGUCCAUUUUUGGACAUUACAGCAGUUGUGGAAAAUGUUUGUUUUCUUUUUUAAUUAUCUGAUAAAUGUGUCAAGUCUGGACUAUGAGCCAUUCAGUCAUAUUGCAAUCGUGUUUGUGUUUAUCAUGUGUGAAUGUUUUGUGAGGCGAGGCUGACAUGCUUAACUUAUUUAAGAACUGUAGAUUCCUGUCUAGAUAGCUACAUUCACUUGCCCUGUGAAUAAUUUAAAAAAUGGAAGUUGUGGUUGUGCUGUCACCCAGUGGUGCUCUGUUGCUAUGUCAAUGUGUUAUUGGAGGCACUUAAAAACAUGGAGCAAAGAAA
Molecule: messenger RNA, 2966 nt
Organism: Syngnathus typhle (broad-nosed pipefish)
Lineage: Eukaryota; Metazoa; Chordata; Actinopteri; Syngnathiformes; Syngnathidae
Gene: rgmb
Product: repulsive guidance molecule BMP co-receptor b
Exons: 3
Coding region: 381-1778 (465 amino acids)
Biological process (GO): BMP signaling pathway
Cellular component (GO): plasma membrane
Molecular function (GO): coreceptor activity
Source: RefSeq, a predicted model, not a curated record